This is a messenger RNA of Ctenopharyngodon idella (grass carp), 2237 nucleotides long. RefSeq names its product ganglioside GM2 activator. Gene Ontology annotation, molecular function: lipid carrier activity; enzyme activator activity. NCBI's taxonomy places the organism in Eukaryota, Metazoa, Chordata, Actinopteri, Cypriniformes, Xenocyprididae. The coding region runs from base 451 to 1047 and encodes 198 amino acids. Gene Ontology annotation, biological process: ganglioside catabolic process; lipid transport. The record is from RefSeq and is a predicted model, not a curated record. The transcript is spliced from 4 exons. Gene Ontology annotation, cellular component: cytoplasmic side of plasma membrane.
GAGGGUGAGUAAUUACAGAAUUUUCAUUUUUGGGUGAACUAUUCCUUUAAAGAAACCAACAUUUUGCAAAUUGGCUUUGAAGAUUCAGUGAAAAAACAGUGUUUUAAACUCUACAUUUUUAAAAGAGAAAAAUUGAGUUAAUUUUUUUCAUGGAAUCGUAAAACAGAUUUAAAUUAUUGUUGUAGUUAUUAUCUUUGAGGUUUUUUAAAGGGUUGUCAUGGUGUGAAUCAGCCUGUAGAGGUCGCUGUGUAAUUGUUUUUAUAAAAGCAUAAAGAAUCACGGAAAAAAAAAAAACAUUUCAUUAACAGAACAAACUCACAUGACACACUUUCUAAACUGUGACUAAUCACGUUAAUGUGCAGUGUUUCAGAGUAUUAUAUCUUUAACGUUUAGUAGCUAAAUACCUCUUCGAUAAUUAACCUUAAAUUCAAGGUGACACAACCGUGUGAAAUGAAGAAAAGCUGCAUUUCCGUGUUUAUCGUUUUGUUCUCUGCCAACUGUUUUUUGCUGGAAGUCUCGAGCCAAUUUCGGAAGUUUAAGGGCUUUUCCUGGGAAAGCUGUGGAAAGCCUGAUGACCCCAUACAUGUGAAGACUCUACAUGUGUAUCCAAACCCAAUUCCUUCACCAGGAUAUGUAUUAGCACCUGCAUCAGCCACCACAUUAAUAGAUCUGCUCUCUCCUCUGCCUGUGAACGUGACACUUGAAAAAGAAGUUGCUGGUGCGUGGGUAAAAAUACCUUGUGUUUAUGACCAAGGAAGUUGUUAUUACCCUGAUGCCUGUGACCGGUUGGUCCAGGUCUUUAUGACAUACACAGGAUUCUGUCCUGACUCUCUAGGUCCUAGUAGUUUAUCCUGCGGCUGCCCGCUCAAAGCUGGUGACUACAUUUGGCCAACGUCGGGAAUCUACAUACCAAAUUUUUCACUGCCUGACAAACUGACCAAUUUCAGAUUACAGAUAAUUUUAGGCAACUCUGAAAAAGAACUGGGAUGCCUUAAAGUCAACUUCUCAGUGGCAUCAGGACUACUCAACCAACACAAUGAAAUGUAGCACUCUGCUCUGUUCCUGGCUUUUAGGAAAGUGACAAGAGCCACAAAACCAUGAAGCUAAUCUACAGUACCUGCAGUAAAUUAAGUUUUAAAAUGACUACUUUUUUUAGUCAUCAUGAGCAUACACUUUAACAAGCAAUGUACAUCUCAUGAACUUGUUUUAAUUGAUAACUGCUGUAAACAUUUUCAGAUCAGACUUUAAAUGUUUGUAAAUGUAAGAAUUUAUGCCAACUCAAACAUCACAAACACAGCUUACAGUUGCUGCUAUGUGUCAUGAGUAUCCAGUUGAGUAGAGCGAACACAAUCGUCUCGCUUUUAAUAAACCCAUCCAACUUAUCUGCACUGGGGGUGCUUUUUUUUUUGGCAUGAUGUGCCAAAACUGUUUGAGGCUGUAUAAGUAGACAUUAUAAACUGGUACAUUUGUAUUUUUGAAUGGGUCUGUGAUGGUGCUGUAUGGUAUUAAAGUGUCCAUUGUAGCGUGUUGCAUCUCAAAGCUUUGUUCAAUUUGACCAUAGACUGUAAAAAAAGAUGGACGACGCACCUUCCAUUAUAGUAACUGAAGCCGCCAGUGUGUCAAUAUGGCGCUGACAUCUUGAGUCUCGAGUCUGCGCAUAGUGAACUUGGAGCCUGAGUCUGCGCAGUAGUGAGCGCGAAGUGGAGCCGCGAUAUCAACGUCCCGCCCAGAAUCGGUUAAUACUGCAGAACAACACAUUAUGUUGGUGUGAAAUAAACAGUUCUGGAAAUGCAGAAAUUUAAGUUAAAGCUCCAAUCUCCUCCCGAAGAUCCAGAGAAACGUCCGUUGGUGCUUCAGUGACGACUUUGCUCAGAGAAGCUGUAAUCUUAGCUGUCAAUCAUGACGUCAAAAUCCAAGUUUUUAUCCACCUUAUUCCCACGCCCCAUGACGCUUUGCGCGAAUUAUGGGUGUAACUUCCGUUAAGCUGUAAACAGUCAGUGAAAAACUCGCUCUAUGAACGCAAUUAUACGUUUUUUUUUAAAAAACUGGGUACAGUGAGAUUACAUUAUUCUACUCACCCUUCAACCAACAAACAUUAAAAGGACAUUUAAUAGUGUAAAAACAUCAACAAGGUACUUUCAACAGGCCAUAACGGACGGGUUAAAUACAACUAGUGAUAUAUGUCUGUAUUAUAUAAUAUAUGUUGCCUUAAUAAAAAUAAAUGUUCAUGAACUUCA